AUGCAGGCCUCUGCUAGUCCCAGUGUGCGCAAAGGGAAGUCCAAGAUCAAAGGCCACGGGCAAAGCCAAGGACAUUCCAAGGCCCACGGGAGGACCAGCGCUGGCAGCAAGAGCUCCAAACCCACUGCCAACAAGGUCAAGAAUGGUGUUGCCUCCCCGUCCAGAAAGAAGACCACCACCAAGGCCCCUCGAGGGGUGGUCCCCGGGAUGGGGGCCAGGCCCAAAGCCAAGGCUACCACCCCCUCUAAGGGCCCUGGGUCCAAGGUGGGGCCUGUGCCCCUGUCUGGGAAGUCCGAGGGCCCCAGGAGCCCGAGAAAGCCUGGUUUGCCCCCCAAGGCCCCGGCGUCCAAGACAUCCGGCAAGAAGGCCAAAGCCGAGGGCUCGGGGCUCGGGAGACAAUCAGCAUUACAACACCUCGCUGCUGACCUCCUGCACUCCUCGCGGUUUUUCCCGUAUACCUCCUCGCAGAUGUUUCUGGAUCAGCUGAGUGCAGGAGGCAGCACCUCGUUGCCGACCACCAACGGGAGCAGCAGUGGCAGUAACAGCAGCCUCGUGUCCUCCAACAGCCUGCGGGCGAGCCACAGCCACCCGGUGGCCAUCAGGAGCGGCACGGACACGGCGUCCAUCUUCGGCAUCAUCCCAGACAUAAUCUCCUUGGACUGA
Lepus europaeus (European hare) is the source of this 663-nucleotide messenger RNA. RefSeq names its product histone H1.8-like. The record is from RefSeq and is a predicted model, not a curated record. NCBI's taxonomy places the organism in Eukaryota, Metazoa, Chordata, Mammalia, Lagomorpha, Leporidae. The coding region runs from base 1 to 663 and encodes 220 amino acids. The transcript has 2 exons.